UGGGAGCGGCCGGCACGACAUGGCGGCGGGCGGGACGAGGAACGGCGGGGUGUGGGAUGGUGGGCUACGGAACAUCCGGGUGUGGGACGCGCUGGUGCUGAGCGCGGCGGCACUGUCACUGGUGGGCGCCCAGGUCACCCAGGAGACGAAGGAAGUGCCCGAGAACCAACCCGUGGACAUCCCGUGCUCCGCGUAUCGCUCUGCGUGGAGGGACGCCCGCAUCGAGUGGAAGUUCCAGAAGGGAUCCUCGCUCGUGCUGUUCUACUACGCGGGGCAGCUCACAGAGCCCUACAAGGACCGCGUCGUGUUCUCCGUCACCUCCAUCCACUUCAACACGGUGACGCGGGAGGACACGGGGAAAUACAUCUGUGAGGUGGUGGGGGAUGGAUCCCAGAUCGCCAAGUCCGAGGUCAACCUCAUUGUCCAGGUUCCCCCCUCCAAGCCGGUCGCCCACGUUCCCAGCUCGGCCACCAUUGGCCGCACGGCGGUGCUGCGCUGCUCGGAGUCGGACGGGUCCCCGCCCCCCACGUUCCGCUGGUACCGGGACGGGAUGCUGGUCCCGGCCGACCCCAAAAGCAGCCUCAGCUUCCGCAACUCCUCCUACACGCUGGACUCUGCCACCGGGGAGCUGACCUUCAAUCCCGUCAGCGCCUUCGACACUGGAGAUUAUUACUGCGAGGCCUCCAACAACGUGGGCAUGGCACAGCGCUCGGACACGGCCCGAAUGGAAGCCAGUGAGGUCAAUGUGGGCGGCAUCGUGGCUGCGGUUGUGGUGCUGCUGAUGCUGCUGGGACUCAUCGCAUUCGGGAUCUGGUUCGCCUACAGCCGCGGCUACUUCCAGAGAAAACCCACUGCCUCCAAAAAGGUGAUUUACAGCCAACCCUCACAGCGCAGCGACGGGGAGUUCAAGCAGACGUCGUCGUUCCUGGUGUGAGGGGGGGGGCAGUGGACGCCCCCAUGGCUGCAGCUCCACCAGCUGAACUAUUUGGGGUUUUUUUGGGUCUUUGGGGUUGUUUUUAGGGGAUGGGGGGGUUGUUUAGGUUCGUUUUUUAAAGGAUCCCUCGGUGCCUUCCUGACGUCAGUCCCUUUUUGGGGCAUCCCGGCCCCCUCCCCUUAAAGUGGUGCCUCAUUGUGGCCCCCCCCAACAACCCCCAGUUUGGGGUGGCCGUGCAUUGACCCCAUGCUUUGGGGGGGGGUCUGGCACUGCAUCCCUAUAGGGGCAGAACCCCCCAUUGCCUCCUAUGGGGCAGCACUGGGGGGGGGGAUGUGGUCCCCAUUGCUGGAAACCAAUAAACCAUUGUCCUUUAUGGA
Molecule: messenger RNA, 1311 nt
Organism: Coturnix japonica (Japanese quail)
Lineage: Eukaryota; Metazoa; Chordata; Aves; Galliformes; Phasianidae
Source: RefSeq, a predicted model, not a curated record